CCAGUUCAAAACUGAAAUUAGAAUUCAAUUUUGAUUUUUUUUGAAUGUCUGAGAUACAAUGGAAUGGCAGCAAGGCCACGAUACAGAGAUGAGGGAUGACUGAUUUUUGAAAUGCAGCAAUACAUUAAUACUCCUCAACACAUACUGAAACAUAUGAAAGCUGCAAAACCACAAAGAACAACCCAACCUGAGAAACUCAGGCUCGCUUUAUGAGGCUCAUAAGUUACAUUGUCCUUCCAAAUUCUUUUUGAUUUUCCUAAUCCAAUUUCUUUAACAUUUUCCAAAAAAAACUUGGCAUGAAAUGCAAUUGAUUUCCAAGAAUUUCAUUUGUUGUGUAUAUAUAUACCCCAAAUCCAUUUCUCAAAAAAACAUCAACCAUGAACUUCCCAAGACUUCCAAUCCAAUUCUCAUCCAAUUCACCACCCAUUCCAAUCCGACCCAAGCACCCCCUCUUCUUUCCAGACCCCCAAUCACAUCCUCAACAAACACCUCCACAUAACCUGUUCUUUUCCCUCACUCAUCACUCCACCAAAAUCACCCAAACACUCAUCCGAAAACCUCCUGAGCUCAUCUUUCCCAACCCCAAACCUUUUCACAAGAGUUCCGAUUUCCCUUUCCACAAUGCCCACGACUUCUUCUUCCCUGAUCCCUUCUUUUCCUCUAGUAAUAUACAGAAACUUCAAACGAAUGAUUUGUUUGAUCGUUUCUGAUCGGGUCGUUCUACAACUCCAAUCGUUUCUUGUAUCAUU
Molecule: messenger RNA, 749 nt
Organism: Melampsora larici-populina 98AG31
Lineage: Eukaryota; Fungi; Basidiomycota; Pucciniomycetes; Pucciniales; Melampsoraceae
Exons: 2
Coding region: 378-710 (110 amino acids)
Source: RefSeq, a predicted model, not a curated record